GAUUCCCGUUUAUUUUGUAAUGUUUGUGCGUUAUAUUCCUGCAGCAUUAGAUACCAUCAUGUAGAUAAACAUAAUACAAUACAAACAUAAUGCUAACAAGUCAUCAUGUCGCUGUAUUUAUCCUCACAUUCUUUUGUUAUGUCUGGUUUCAUGCUACAAGAAAAACCUUUAGCAAUGUUAAAGAUGAUAUAUCAAAAGAAUGGACACCCACACCAUGCAACUUAACAUGGCCGUGUCCAUCGCCAAACAAGACAUGGUCAUCACAUAAUUUGUUCGAAAGUUAUGACGAUGCCAAACCAUUUUUAGGGUUGCUUGAUACUGUCUUCAUGUUCUGUUACGCUGUGGGCUUGUACUUCAGUGGAAUAAUUGGCGACAGGUUUGAGUUGAGAAAAGUGUUAGCUGUUGGCAUGUGGUUGUCAGGAAUUCUGGUUUUUACAUUCGGAACUUUGACCCAGUGGGUGCAUUUUUACAACAAAGCGUUUUACAUUGUUAUAUGGGGUCUAAAUGGAUUAGCUCAGUCCUGUGGAUGGCCUAGUGUCGUGGCUGUGAUGGGAAACUGGUUCGGUAAAUCGUCCCGUGGUUUAAUAUUUGGUUUAUGGAGUUCUUGUGCUUCCGUUGGCAAUAUAAUCGGAACUCUGCUUGCUUCUCAAGUUAUAGAUUAUGGUUAUGAGCAAGCCUUUUUGGUCACAUCUGUCCCAUUAUUCUGUACAGGGUUUAUUGUUUUCUUUGGACUUGUCAGCUCUCCAACUGAAAUUGGCUUGAGUGACCCAAAUAAAGUUGAACCCGAAAUCAAACCAGAUGAAACUGUGGCAUCGAUUCGAGAGAUUAUUUCAGAUGACGAACCACUUGUAGUGGGGAGUAAUCCAUCUGUUAAUGAGGAAGACGGUGAUAAAAAUGAGAAUGAAACAAAACCAAUUGGUUUCUUUCGUGCAAUACUUCUGCCCGGUGUUAUACCAUAUUCGCUUGCUUAUGGCUGCCUCAAGCUUGUCAACUACGCAUUUUUCUUCUGGCUCCCUUACUAUCUUACAAACAACUUUAAAUGGGAUGACAGCAAGGCAGAUGAUGUGUCUACAUGGUAUGAUGUGGGUGGUAUAAUAGGUGGAAUUGUGUUUGGAGUAAUAACUGAUAGAUUUGAGAAUCGAGCUCCUGUUUUGGUGGGAAUGUUGCUGGUUGCUCCAUUUACUGUGUGGGGGUAUGAACGCUCCCCAAAUAAUGUGGCAAUCAACAGUGUUUUGAUGUCAUUAAUUGGAAUAUUUGUUGGUGGUGCUUCUAAUAUUAUAAGCUCAGCUGUUACUGCGGAACUUGGAAAGCAGCCUGCAGUUGGUCAGAAUGUUGACGCACUUGCAACUGUUACUGGGAUAUUAGAUGGCACCAGCUCUAUUUUUGCGGCAGUUGGACAAUAUCUUGUUGCUGUGAUACAAACAAAUUUGGGUUGGGAUUGGGUGUUUUAUUCAUUUAUUAUAAUGAUAAUUCUUGCAUUAAUUUGUUUGAUUCCUAUGAUUGCAAAUGAUGUGAAAACAUUAUGGUUAAAGACAAGAUUGACAUCAAGUUGAAUUAGUUUCUUCAUGAAGUUUUAAAUUUAAUGUGCAAUGUUCCUUAUGUUGUUUUACUUCCAUUAUGUUUUUACUUAUUCUCUUCUUUUUAAUUCUUGUUUUACAAGUUCUGUAAAACUAUAAUACUGUGGGGUAAAAUGGAUACCACCGUUAGCAGACAAUAUUCCGUAUUUCCUAAUAUUUUUUAAACAACAAGGCUAUUUAUGAAGUCGUGAGGAUAUGGUUAUAUUAUUCACGUAAGGAUUCUUUGUUUUCUAUCAAAUGGGACGAUAAAAGAAAAUGUAAACAUGAACAAUUUUACCCCAACCGAAUAUUUUUUUUUAACUUUUGUAGUUUUAAAAUUUUAUAGUAAUGAAGAUUCAUUUACUACACGAUGCCAAUAUUAAUUCUACCACAUCGCUGUCUGGUUAGUUACGCUAUUUGGAUUCAAUCGCGAAAAAAUGGUGAUAAAGAAUAAAACAUCCAAUAAAAAA
Molecule: messenger RNA, 2026 nt
Organism: Ciona intestinalis (vase tunicate)
Lineage: Eukaryota; Metazoa; Chordata; Ascidiacea; Phlebobranchia; Cionidae
Source: RefSeq, a predicted model, not a curated record